CCCCCACGGGGCGGUCAUGGGGUGGGGACUGCGCAGCCGCUGGAGGGAGGGACAAGUCGCCCCCACUAACUGUAUCCUAGCGUCACAGCAGCGCCGGAAGGAGGCGAAGAAGAACUGCGUUUCAGUUGCAGGGAAGGGAUCAUCCCCGGGGCAGCGGCGUCUGGCGGCCUGGAAGACCAGGCGGGGGUGCUCUGCAGUGAGGUGCCCGGCCACGCGCCCUCCUCAAAAAUGUCAAAGGUUUGUGCCAUUUUUGGAGGAUCUCGGGGAAUUGGACAGGCUGUUGCACAACUUCUAGCACAGAGAGGAUAUUGCCUCGCCAUUAUUGCAAGAAAUCUGGAAAUAGCUCAAACCACUGCAAAUAGUUUGGGAGCAGGUCAUCUAGCAUUUAGCUGUGAUGUUUCCAAAGAAGAAGACAUCCAAACUACUUUUAGAGAAAUGGAGGAGAGUUUGGGUCAUGUAAACUACCUGGUUAAUGCUGCAGGUAUCAACAGAGAUGGCUUACUAUUGCGAACUAAGGCUGAUGAUAUGAUAUCCCAGCUUCACACCAAUCUUGUGGGAACAAUGUUGACAUGCAAAGCUGCUGUAAAGAGUAUGAUUCAACAGCAGGGUGGUGCUAUCGUUAAUGUAGGAAGUAUUGUUGGACUGAAGGGCAAUUCUGGUCAGAGUGUAUAUAGUGCCAGCAAGGCAGGAUUAGUUGGAUUUUCACGCUCUCUUGCUAAAGAAGUAGCAAGAAAGAACAUUCGGGUCAACAUGGUUGCUCCAGGCUUCAUUCAUACAGAGAUGACAGCACAUCUGAAAGAAGAUCAGUUGAAAAAAACUAUUCCUCUUGGACGAUUUGGCAAGCCUCAAGAAGUUGCCAAAGCUGUGCUCUUUCUUCUGGAGUCUCCUUAUGUAACAGGCCAUGUUCUAGUUGUAGAUGGAGGCAGUCUUCAGCUUCACAUUUAUCAUCAUACAGUCUUGAUUUUACUAAGUACUGUCUCAAGGUCAUCGGAGCUGUACAAAUAACAUUCACCUCCAAGCCAUGUUUCUUAAGAAUCCUUUGUGCCUCCCAGAAAAUCUGAGGGUGUGGCACACCUAAAACCCGGCAUUCCAGUCGCACAGGAUACCCCUCAGCUACUCCAGUAUUCUGAAGCUUCUCUACAAAUACAGGUGGCUUGUGUGCUUCUUUUGCUAUUGCAAAAAGAGAAACAAGUAGUGGUUUUCCCCCCACAGUAAUGAAGAUUUCAUAUUUAUUUCAUGUUGCACCUGAGCAACAGGAGCAUGUGACAUAUGAUGGCAAUAGAAAGUUAAUGUCCCCUCCACUUGCUGCUUUUCCAAGGUGCUGUUCCAGGCGGAGGCCCAAUGCCAUCCUCUGCCUGGAACAGCACCUUUGUAUCGUCUUGUCUUUGUACUUCAGAAGACAAUACAAAGCACCACCCAGGCAAAGUUAAACACAAUCCAGUCUCAUUGGUUUCACUAGGAGAGCUGGCCAGGUUCUUAUCUCUCUCCUUUACCCCUGAAAACCAGGGACUCAAGUAAUUCCUUGACUUACAUACUGUAAUUUUCUCUUCACAUGCUAAGAGGCCUUUUAAAUGUGUAGCUCCCACACAUCUGGGGUACCAUUUCAAUUAGUACCUGCUGUCACCUUGAAUACAGUAUUUACAGAAAAAUGACAACAUACUCAAUCACAUGGGCCAAUGCCAAUAUCAUGGGUCUCCCUCAUGGAAAUUCCAUUGCAUCUCUGUCCCUCCCUACUGGGUGGAUCACUUAAAUGCUACUCUACUGAUGUAUCUCCCAUGCAGACAGAGUAAUGUUUAAAGGUCCUCGUAGUCAAACCCUGUCCUUCAGUUGUUGCGCUGAGCAAACUCAUCGCUACAAUUUUAACGACUGUGAAUUGAAUUCAGAUGACCAAUUCACCACAUUUGGAAUACGCAAUAAUAGGGAGGGGCCAUAGUUCAGUGAUGCAGCACAGCCUGGCAUGGAGAAGGUCUCCAAUUCUUGACAUCCUCCAUGAAAAGAAUCCCAGGAGAGCUGAAUCUCACCCUGGAGAGCUGAUUGCAGUCAGAGUAAACAACACUGGGCUAAAUGGAUCAAUGAUAUAAGGCAGCUCCAUAUAUUAUCCUGUUCAAGAACGUCCUAUAUGCAUUUUAAUACUUGGGGUGGGGGGUGGAGAUAGGUGCAGAGGUGGUUUACUCACGCACAGUCCUUUCUUCCAAAUUAUACAAAAGAUACAUGUAUAAUUACACAUGUGAGCAUUUUUCUCACAAGACACCUCAGUUUGGUCUUAUUUGAGAGCUGGUUUCCCAGGCUCUGGUAUGAAGGCACAUCAGACAGAAGCGUUGCUGAAGUUAAGCAGGUCUAGGUCUGACCAGUGCCUGCAUGCAUGACCACGAGGGAGCAGCAAAAGUGCUGCCUUGAGUUCUAGCAUGGAAGGAAAGUAGGAUACAAAUUAAAUAACUAAACAAAAGAUAUUAUUAGAAAAAGGUGAUGUCUGCUGGAGGUCCUUGUGUAAAAAACCAGCUCAGUCAUUAAUUCCCUUGGUAUACUUGGGCAAGUCACCAUCUGAACAAGAACAUACAAAACUGCGUUAUACAGAGUCAGAUCAUUGGUCCAUCAGGCUUAGUACUGUCCUCUCUGAUGGGCAGUAUCUCUCUUGGGGUACAGGCAGGGUUCUCCCUCAGCCCUACCUGGAAAUGUCAGGGACUGAACCUGGCAACCUCUGCAUACAAAGCUCUACCACUGAGUAGUGAACUCCCUACCUUUUAGAUCAGUGAUCUUAAAGGAGCACUUAAGUCUCCCAUAAUAUGGGAUUAUUAAUAUAAAAGUACUAAAAUAAAUUAUAUGACAUUAAGGUACUAAAAUAUUUUAUACAAAGUAUAUUGAGCACUUAUAAAAAGCACCAUAUACAUUCUAAUUAUGAUUGUAUUUUUCCUGAAUACUAUGAGCAAGUUAGUAUUCACAAAGAAUUAAAACAAAAAAGUAGUACUGAUUAUUCCCAAACCCUAAAAACCUGAUUGGGAAAAGGAAUAAUUAGGCAGCAUCCAAAUGAGUUAGUCAUGACUAAGCACCACUGAACUCAAUGAGACAAGCUAGUCAUGACUAACUUAAGUCCCAUUAAUUUCAAUUGGGACUUAUUCAUGACCAACUCUGGAUGCUGCCCAUUGUCAAGGAGUCAUGUUGCCUUCAAAAAGAGCAAUGCGGCCCCAUCUUACAAUCCUCAGGUAGCACAGCAUCCUCAGAAUAAAUGACUCAUUUUUGUAUAGCAAUGUAGGAGUUCUCCAUGGCAAGGUUACCUGCAACAAUCAGUUCCAGGCUGAAUGUGUUUUGACCAGCUCGAUUGGUGGCAACACACGUGUAGAUGCCAGCAUCCCUUGCUGUGACAGGCUCUAUGAUUAGGGAGUGUACACCAUUUUCUCGUACCAGCAUUUUGUGGGAGCUAUCAGAACGUAUUAAUCUUCCAUUGAGUUGCCAGCUGAUAUCUGGAGUUGGUAAGCCACUGACCUUAAACAACAGAACACAAGGGAUUUCAGUGAGAUGAGAGCAUAGAAGAGACUACAGAAAAUAUAUUGGCAUUUGUCUCAGCACAUUGGAUUCUGGUGCAUCAAAAGAUCAUAAAUGGACCAAGGUUCAUCAUCACCCUUUCAGUUAUAGAUUUUGCAGCACUACUAGAAUUGGAUGAUGAGGCACAGUUCUAGUUAAAAAUUCCAUAAUAGCAUUUAUAUAUUGCAACACACAAUGUGGAAAGAUGUUAUGUGCCAUCCAUCAUCAUCUUAGUGUUCUGCGAUCCAUUAAUAACAAGAUGAAUUCUUUUCUCUAUGACAACGGAAUGGAGCCAAGUACUAUAAUUUUUCCUUUUAAAGACUUAUGUUGUUGAAUCCCAAAUUUCCUUCCAGCUAUGUACUACUCAUCAUUUACUAAUCUGCAUUUUCAAAAUGCUUUCAACCAACUGCAGCUUGUUGAAAGGUGUGUCUCAUCAAAGCAGUUAAUGUUUAGAAAAGCUGCCAUGAAGAGCCCAGGAGAGUUUCAGAAGCAGACAUGUAGAAUUCGGAGUUACUUAAUUCUGUUACUUGAACUCCCUUCAAUGGGAUAGUGUUUUUUUUCCAACCUUUGUAACAUUUAAAAAAGACUGAAUGAGUUAAAGGGAAUGGAGAUUAAAUCUUGCUAUAAAUUUA
Messenger RNA from Hemicordylus capensis (graceful crag lizard), 4151 nucleotides. It is a transcript of the gene CBR4, whose product is annotated as carbonyl reductase 4. The coding region runs from base 229 to 1005 and encodes 258 amino acids. NCBI's taxonomy places the organism in Eukaryota, Metazoa, Chordata, Lepidosauria, Squamata, Cordylidae. The transcript is spliced from 8 exons. The record is from RefSeq and is a predicted model, not a curated record. Gene Ontology annotation, molecular function: quinone binding; oxidoreductase activity, acting on the CH-OH group of donors, NAD or NADP as acceptor. Gene Ontology annotation, biological process: fatty acid biosynthetic process.